UUUGCUCGCAGUUUAAGUAAAAUGACACUAACCGGAGAUAAGCUGUAUAGUUUUGCGCACGAAAUGCUCACGAACAGACGCUACAAGGAUGCUGUCGUCCACAUACACGACGUAUAUUUAGACAGAAUCAUUGAUAGUCUUCAGGAGGCACUCUUUUGGACGAAUCGUUCGUUGAUACUUUCAGGACGGAAAGCAACAUUCCAGAGAAAGGGCAUCUUCAUGCCUUCAUCGCAAUUCUUCUACGUGCCUCAGAUGUUCAUCGUUUUUAUUGCUGUGAUCGCACUUUCUGAAUGA
Anisakis simplex (herring worm) is the source of this 294-nucleotide messenger RNA. Lineage: Eukaryota; Metazoa; Nematoda; Chromadorea; Rhabditida; Anisakidae. The record is from the annotation of a GenBank genome assembly.